UGCGCUAUGGUUUCGGCAAUUGUUAUUGCAAACACAUGGAUCACCAAGGUCGCGUGUGUGCCUUUGUGCUUAAGUAUGCACCGCAUAGGGAAGGGAGGACCAGCCACGUCCUGCCGUAGCAUCUCGGAACAAACAUAUGGGUGUGGUCUAGCUAGGACAGAGCAUAUCUUUUUUUUGCUACGGUAUGGGCACAUGAGCAUAACAACAUCGCUAGAGAGAUAGAAAACGGCUUCUAUACAAACUUGUGUUUGUGUUUGUGCCACAAGGGGCGAUGGACCCAUUUGAUGAGAGAGAGGAAGAGAUAAGGAUCAAACACCUCUCCACUGGCUACUGAAGGCUAGUUUCUUUCGUCCUGCAAAAUCCUGCAAAAUAAAUAAAUAGGAGGCGGUAAAAUAA
Molecule: messenger RNA, 396 nt
Organism: Gamsiella multidivaricata
Lineage: Eukaryota; Fungi; Mortierellomycota; Mortierellomycetes; Mortierellales; Mortierellaceae
Exons: 2
Coding region: 7-222 (71 amino acids)
Source: RefSeq, a predicted model, not a curated record